This is a messenger RNA of Topomyia yanbarensis, 2193 nucleotides long. RefSeq lists its product as uncharacterized. The record is from RefSeq and is a predicted model, not a curated record. Lineage: Eukaryota; Metazoa; Arthropoda; Insecta; Diptera; Culicidae. The transcript is spliced from 2 exons. The coding region runs from base 1 to 2193 and encodes 730 amino acids.
AUGGACCAUGGGCAGGCAGCGCAGCACGUAUUAGAGGCUCAAACGGCACCGAUACUGCAACAACAGCCUACAGAACAACAGCAAGCAGGUUCUAGAGGUGGUAUACACUAUGCAAGGCAACAGCCAAUGCCAAAUGAUUCUGCAUACUGCCCACCGCCCCAGCAAUCAACUACCUUCAUUCCCCAGCCGCAAUUUUCGUGGCCUACGGAGGGAAUUAUCAGUCCACAACAGCUCGCCGCUCGUCACGUAGUCUGCAAAGAACUACUUAAAUUCUCUGGGGAUCCGUUAGAGUGGCCGAUGUUUAUAAGUGCAUUCGAGUCGACAACAGUGAUGUGUGGAAUCCAACCGGACGAAAAUCUUGCAAGAUUGCAAAAAAGCCUGGUAGGGAGCGCCAGAGAAAAGGUUCACAGCAUCCUCACUCUACCAUCCGCGAUUCCGGAAAUACUCCGUACACUUCGAGAUGAGUGUGGUCGUCCUGAGCAACUCGUACAUUGCCUGCUUUCAAAGAUACGAAACGCACCUCUUCCAAAUGUCAACAAGCUAAAAACCUUAGUUACAUUCGGUCGAGAGGUCAAAAACCUCGUAACUUAUAUCGAAGCAGCCAACCUCCAUGACCAUCUAUCGAACCCAAUGCUGCUAACAGAGCUGGUAGGCAAACUUCCACCAAGUCUGCGACUAGAUUGGGGACUGUACAGUCAGCGGAUACCUGAAGCUUUAUUAAAGGUAUUCAGCGAUUACGCUCUGUCUAUCAAAAUGGCUGCCUGCCAAGUUAGUUUUCCGACGGACUCAAGCCUACCAGACUAUAACAUACGACGUGGAUCGAAAAAUGAAAAGGAUGGAUUCCUGAAUGCGCAUGCAGUAACCAGAGAACGCGAUCCAGAACCGGAAACAGAAAACGAAACAAUUUCGUCUAACCUGAUUAAAAAUACAAAACCCUGCCGCGUAUGCCAACGCAACGAACAUAAAAUUCGCAACUGCGACCGGUUUCUAAAGUAUACUAUCCCAGAACGCCUUAAGUUUGUGGAGCAGAACGAUUUGUGUAAGCGAUGUCUAACUGGCCAUGUUUUACUGCAUAGCAACGGAAAAUCAGUACCAACCUUUGCGUUUUUCGACGACGGCUCUGAUUUGACACUGCUAGACAAGGAACUUGCUGAAGAGCUUGGCCUAAAUGGAGUCGAAAGUCCUCUCUGUCUCCAAUGGACCAGCAACGUGACCAGAAAAGAAUCCUGUUCGAAAAAGGUACAGCUAAGCAUCUCAGGGAUUAAUGGAAAAGAAGAAUACGCCCUUCGAGAUGUGCGCACGAUCGAGAGCCUCAACUUGCCAAGGCAAAGCUUAGAUUACCAAGAUCUAGCGAAGCGAUUUCCAUACCUGCAAGGACUUCCAGUUCAAAGCUAUACCGAAGCAGCUCCCGGGAUUUUAAUCGGAGUAGACAAUUCUCGACUAAAGUUACCUCUAAAUAAACGGGAUAGACGAGACAAUGAGCCUGUAGCUAUAAAAACACGACUAGGAUGGACUGUUUUUGGAGGUCGACGAGAAUCCGCUGGAACUGAGCGCGUCAUGGUUCAUGCCUGCAGUUGUAACGGAGAUCGAGAAUUAAGUGAAAUGGUCAAAGAUUUUUUUAUGUUCGAAAAUUUGGGAGUCCAAGUACGUGCACCGCCAGAAUCGGAGGAUGAUUUACGCGCCCGAAAGAUUCUUAGUGAAACAACAAGGCGUACCAAAUCUGGCAGAUUUGAGACAGGUUUACUUUGGAAAAGUGAUAAAAUCGAGUUUCCUAACAGCUACCCGAUGGCAGAGCGUCGGCUACAGUGUUUAGAACGUCGACUUGAAGCAGAUCCGGAAUUUAAGAAAACCGUACAUGAACAGAUCGACGAGUACCAAGCCAGGGGCUAUGCACAUAAAGCGUCGGUGAAUGAGCUGCGCGACUGCGAUCCUCGUCGUGUGUGGUAUCUACCGCUCGGUAUAGUACACAACCCAAGGAAACCCAACAAAAUCCGCGUCGUGUGGGAUGCUGCAGCGCGCUCUGGUGGAACGUCGUUGAAUUUGAAUUUACUAAAAGGUCCGGAUUUAGUGACCCCACUUCUGACCGUUCUGUGUCGCUUCCGUCAAAAACAGUAUGCGAUAACUGGCGACAUUCGACAAAUGUUUCAUCAGCUACUGAUACGGGAAGUUUCAGCGAUUCCUGUGGCGUACUAA